This is a messenger RNA of Hirsutella rhossiliensis, 1128 nucleotides long. Its product is annotated as 2OG-Fe(II) oxygenase superfamily domain-containing protein. The record is from RefSeq and is a predicted model, not a curated record. NCBI's taxonomy places the organism in Eukaryota, Fungi, Ascomycota, Sordariomycetes, Hypocreales, Ophiocordycipitaceae. The transcript is spliced from 3 exons. Gene Ontology annotation, molecular function: dioxygenase activity. Bases 1 to 1128 code for a protein of 375 amino acids.
AUGCCGUUUACCUCGAUUCCAGUCUUGGACCUGGGGCUGGCUCGGGACCCAGCAACCAAGCCCGAGUUCCUCAGACAGCUCCGCCAUGCUCUCAUGGAGGUCGGAUUUCUGUAUCUCAAGAACGUAGGCAUACCGGCGGAUCUGAUUCAAGACGUUGUUGAGAAAGGCAAGGCCUUCUUUGACAUGCCAGUGGAAGAAAAGUUGAAGAUUGAAAUGAAGAAUGCGCCCUCGUUCCUGGGCUACUCGAGGCUGUCGACCGAAAUCACGGCCGGCCAGGUGGACCACCGGGAGCAGAUGGACCUGUGCACCGAACACCCGCUUCCCGAACCCGGAUCGCCGCUGUACCGCAACCUGCUCGCGCCGAAUCAGUGGCCCUCGGAGGCGAGCGCACCGGGCUUCCGCCGGACCUACACCGACUACAUGCGGCGCAUGGGCGACAUGUCCAUCUACUUCACGUCGCUCAUCGCCGAGGCCAUCCAGCUGCCGCGCGACGCGUUCGACAGGUACUUUGACGAGGACCAGCACCACAAGCUCAAGAUUGUCAAGUACCCGGACAUGGAGGAGCUCGGCCACGGCAGCGGCGGCGGCCAGGGCGCCACGCCGCACCGCGGACUGCAAGUGCAAAACGUCGCGGGCGAGUGGAUCGACUGCCUGCCGCUGGACGGGACGCUCGUCGUGGCCAUCGGGCAGGGCAUGGAGGCGCUGACGCAGGGCGUGUGCGUGUCGACGACGCACCGCGUGCUGAGCCCGCGGGCCGGCGAGGGCGCACGCUUCUCUAUCCCCUUUUUCCAGGGCGUCAAGCUCGACGCCGACUUUGACAACCUCGAGACGGUGGGGGUUGGCGCCGUGCCGGACGAGGUCAGGGCGCAGAGGAGGACGGUGGUGGAGCGCGGCGGCGGCGCCAGGGUCGACGAUGUCGAGUUCACGUUUAGGAAAGGCGCCGUGGCCAGGACGCUUGGGGAGGCGACGCUGCGGAACAGGGUCAAGAGCCAUCCCGACGUGGGAGAGAGGUGGUACCCAGAGAUCCUGAGGGCAGUUCGCGAGGAGCAGGCAAAGGCUCGGUCUGAGAAGACGUAUGAGUCGGCCCCGUCAAGCACAGGGAGGCCGCAGCCGGCGGUGCAAGCGUAG